AUGAUUCAGUACUGGCUGCCCCCGCCCCGCCCCUUUUCUGUAUGGUGGCCCUAGUGCCCAGCUCUGGGAUCUGGGGCCUUUCUUCUUCUGGAAGUUAGUUCCGGUCCAGGGACUGACCUGUUCAAGGGUUGGCUAUAGGGUGCUUCACCUCUAGGGCAUCGUUUGCUGUUUAGCUUCAAGGUAUGGGGGAGGUGGGAUUGGAUGUCUGAGGGAAUGCCGUGAAGAUUGUUGACCUCUAGUGUAUUAGUAGUGGUUGGGGAAGGAGAAUCCAGUUCUUUUUUCUCCACUAUGAUUAGGUUAUUGAUGGCAUGGAACCAAAUAAUGGCUUUUCAGAUUGUUACAUAGAGUUCCUUAAUUCUUCUUCCUCAGAACUCUGUGAAGAUGCUUUUGCAUCUCAUCAAAUGCCCUGUGUUCAAUGUGUGUUCAUCAUCAUGAAUUGUUUCCAGCAUCACUUGGGCCUAAAACUUCCCCACCAUGAAAUCAGGUCUUGUACAGAUAUAAUGAUGCGUUAGGUACCACUCCCGAGUGUCAUCCUCAGGGUUUGUUUUUUUUUAUUAUUAUAAAGUUGGAAAUGGAACAUCACAAUAAAUAAACUGUGUGAAAGAGGGCACGUUGACAUCUGUCUGAUACUAGACUGGUGAAUGGGAAGAAGGUCCCAUCUGUGACCUGUUUGUGGAAGCUGAGAUGAUGAAGGCUCUUCAGUGGGAUCAUGCUGUGGUACAGGGUUGAAGCUCCAUCCCGUAUGUGAUAGUGGUAGAGCAAUUGGAAAGGUUACAUGCAGAGUUCUGGUAAACUAGGAUGGAAGAAUCUCAUUUCAACUCCUCCCCGUACUUCUGGCCAGCAGCGCCCACAGUCUCGGGACAGAUCGAGAAUACCAUGUUCAUUAACAAGAUGAAGGAGCAGCUAUUGCCCCCAGAAAAGGGCUGCAGCCUGGCUCCCCCCCACUACCCCACCCUGCUGACGGUACCCACCUCUGUCGCCCUACCCACCGGCAUCUCCAUGGAUUCAGACACCAAGUCGGAGCAGCUGACCCCGCACAGCCAAGCCCCCGUGACCCAGAACAUCACCGUGGUGCCAGUGCAGUCUGCCGGGCUCAUGACAGCAGGUCCUGGCCUGGUGAUUACUUCCCACUCGGGUUCCCUGGUGACCACAGCCUCCUCUGCCCAAACCUUCCCCAUCUCAGCCCCAAUGAUUGUCUCUGCACUACCCCCUGGCUCCCAGGCUGCCCUCCAGGUGGUGCCUGACCUGUCGAAGAAGGUGAUAACCUCCCUUUCUGAAGGUGGGGGUGGGGGAGUUGCCCCUAAACCUCCCCGGGGCCGGAAGAAGAAGAGACUGCAGGAGUCGGGGCUGCCAGAGAUGAGCGAUCCAUUUGUGCUGUCAAACGAGGAUGAUGAGGACCAGCACAAGGAUGGCAAGACAUACAGGUGCCGGAUGUGUUCGCUGACGUUCUAUUCCAAGUCGGAGAUGCAGAUCCACUCCAAGUCUCAUACGGAGACAAAGCCACACAAGUGUCCUCACUGCUCCAAGAGCUUUGCCAACAGCUCCUACCUGGCCCAGCACAUUCGCAUCCACUCAGGGGCCAAGCCCUACACGUGCAGCUACUGCCAGAAGGCCUUCCGCCAGCUCUCCCACCUGCAGCAGCACACACGGAUCCACUCCAAGCUUCACACAGCGAUUGUCAAGCCGCACAAGUGUCCUCACUGCUCCAAGAGCUUCGCCAACACGUCCUACCUGGCUCAGCACCUCCGCAUCCACUCGGGGGCCAAGCCCUACAGCUGCCGCUACUGCCAGAAGGCCUUCCGCCAACUUUCCCACCUGCAGCAGCACACACGCAUCCACACUGGGGACCGACCCUACAAAUGUGCCCACCCAGGCUGUGAAAAGGCUUUCACCCAGCUCUCCAACCUGCAGUCCCACAGGCGGCAGCACAACAAAGACAAACCGUUCAAGUGCCACAAUUGCCACCGCGCGUACACAGAUGCUGCCUCGCUGGAAGUUCACCUGGCUACGCACACAGUGAAGCACGCCAAGGUCUAUACCUGCUCCAUCUGCAGCCGGGCCUACACCUCAGAGACAUACCUGAUGAAGCACAUGCGGAAACACAACAUCCCUGACCCACAGCAGCAAGUGGCACAGGCCCAAGUUCAGGCCUCCCAACAGCAGCACUUCCAGCCGCAGGGUGGUGGGGCAGCGGGGGGCCCUUCUGGAGACACUAACCCCCCCAACCCUCCAUCCCAUUGCUCCUUUGACCUGACCCCUUACAAGACUUCAGAGCACCACAAGAACAUCUGCCUCACUGUCAGCACCAGCACCAUCCAGGUGGAACAUCUCUCCAGCUCCUAAGAGAGACUUUGACCCAGGGAGCAGAAAACCUCUCGUGCAUAGCCUAUGCCCGGGGGCAAUGCUUGUGCAAUGGCCCCUCCUUGUGCAACAGCCUCUGGCCUCUCCUUGUGCAACAGCCUCUCCUGGCAGUGUACCCUGUUAAUGGCAGCCCCUGGAGUGAUAGCUUGUCUUCACAGGCAUCUUAUGCAACAGCCUGCUCCAAAGAGGGGAUACUCUCACCUGCAAGAGCCCCCUUCCUGUGCUGGGAGCCAGCUCCUCACACACGAGCCCUUGAGUUCACACACACAAGAAAGUCCUAAUUUUUGCCUCCUGUAUAAUUUUAAAAUGUGUCUUGAAGGCUGGUGGAGGGGGCACCCUCUGGGCCACACGUGGCAGGAUGGGAUGGAAAGAGGCUGUUUUUGUGCAGAGGGGCUUGGAUGCAUGCUGACAGCAGGGCAUUGAAGGUUCUGACAGGGUUCACUGUGUGGGUUUUUUUUAGGAUUUUCUAAUGUGGCUAAAGGAAAACAUUCAUUCCCCUCUCUUACUUGUGAAAGUGAGGAGGGAUCAGUUCUCCAGCCCUGGGCUCGGAUAAUUUCCCUGCUCCCUGGGUGAAAGGGAGAACUCUUGGGGACGGGAGGCGAUACGUAUUCCCUGGGUUUGAGAUUGCCUAAGCUGUCGGAGGAUGUGGGAGGGCUGCAAUUUCUCUUCUCCCCCACUGGAGAACACGGGCAGGGUCUGUCUGGUCCAGCUGCCCUGUCUGCCACCCAACUGUAGGAGAGAGACCACCCCACAGAGAUCCAGGGGAGUGGGUUCCAGGUCACUGCUGGGCCUUCCCUUUGUGAAUAAUGCAAUAGUAGCUCAGUCUCCAUCUCCCCCCAAAAGAGUCUGCAGGCAGCAUCAGGAAACCAAAAAAGCAGUGGGAGGAUAAGAGACUGCCACAAUGCUCAUUGCCCACCCUUCCCAUGUCCCCUUCCCAGAAACGAGGGGCAGGGGUUCUGACCCUCACCCUUCCUCUGCUCAGUUCAGCAGUCUGGCUUCUGGUUCCCAAAGCAGGAGGCGGAACAGACCAGCCUCUUCAAGGAGGCAGGAAAAGGCUAAUUCCUCCUGCUCGCGUCUCACCAUGGGCAUUCUUCCAGGCUCCCCCUUGCCAAGACGGGCUGGACUCACAUGGUAAUGGUGGCCUCUUAGAAACAGGACCAGAUGGAUUCCCCAGAAGGUGGACAAUUGAGGGAAGGGAACAGAUACCCCCACAAGGAGAGAACCAAUGAGAAGGGGGAGCCGCCAAGAAUAAACUGAAAGCCCCUUGAAUUUAUUAAAAAAAAAAUCUAUUUCCUAUCCCUGGCCCGCUCUGUUCUUGCUGUAACUGUUUCUAUCUCUGUGUUUAUAAAAUGCAUUAUCCAGGCAAAUUUUUAUUUUCAAUCUUUGUGUCUCCAUCCCCCCUCCUCUUUCCUCUUUUUGUCUUUGAGUUUUUUUCAACACCCCCUUUUUUGGUCCAUAUGGUUUCUGGAUUAUCAUGUAAUUAUCUGUCUGGCUUUUAAUUGGAUCAUGAAGGCUGGCUCAGAAGAAAGAGAACAAGGAAGUAAGAGAAAAAUUAUUUAUUGAGAUUAAACCCAAAAACCCCAAGAUCCCAAGCUUCUGUAUAAACUGCUGCGGGAGGGUGGGUGUUUUACAACAUUGUAUAGAAAGAAAUUGGUGUAAAAGGCUUACUGGGGCAUUGAGGUGCUGGUGUGAGCAUGAACAUCUUUUUGCCCCAUGCACAAGGUAAGCGGGCAAGAAUUGUGUGUUCCUUCCUGUGUCCACCAGCGUAUCUAUGUGAGCAGCUGUAUAAAUGUGCAUCUCUGCCUUUGAGUGUGAACAAUUCUGACAAAGAGGAACAUACUCCUCCCUCUGUGUGCUGGGCAUGAGUGGGCUGGAGUUGUGAGCGUUAUGUCCUUAUGCUCCUAUGCAUGCAUUGUAUCAUCAAAAUUUAGUCUGGAAGGGACCAUUAGAUCAUCUAGUCUGAUCUGUAUAUUGCAGACCAUUACGUUUAACCAGUUACCCCUUUGUGGAGCUCAAUCACUUUUGUGUUUGGCUAAAGCCUAUCUUCCAGAGAGGCAUCCAUGCUUGAUUUGAAGAGGUAGAGAAUCCACCACUUCCCUUGGUAGUUGGUUCCACUAAUUACCCUCAGUGUUAAAAAUCGUGCCUAAUUUCUAACUUAAAUUAGUCUAGCUUCAGGCUCUAGCCAGCAGUUCUUGUUUAUGCCUUUCUCUGCUAGAUUAAAGACCCCUUUAGUACCCAAUAUUUUCUCCCCAUGAAGAUACUUUGAUACUGAAAUCAAGUCACUCUGUCUGAGAAGAUAAACAGAUGGAGCUCUUUAGGUCUGUUACUGUAAAGCAUUCUCCACAGCCCAGAAAUCAUUUUUGUGGCUCUUCUCUAUGCUCUGUCCAGUUUCUCCACAUCCUUAAAAUAUGGACUCCAAAACUGGAUGCAGUAUUCUGGUAUCAUUCUGACUAAUACCGUGUACAGGGGUAAAAUCACCCCCUUCUGCUCAGUACUCCCCUGUUUAUAUAUGUAAAGCUAGGUCUACACUACCCGCCUGAAUCGGUGGGUAGAAAUCGAUCUCUCGGGGAUCGAAUUAUCGCGUCUCGUCGGGAUGCGACAAUCGAUCCCCGAAUCGACGCUCUUACUCCACCAGUGGAGGUGGGAGUAAGCGCCAUCGACGGGGAGCCGUGGAGGUCUAUUUUGCCGCCGUCCUCACAGCGGGGUAAGUCGGCUCCAAUAUGUCGAAUUCAGCUACACUAUUCGCGUAGCUGAAUUUGCGUAUCUUAAAUCGACCCCCGCCCCUGUAGUGAAGACCUGCCCUAAGGAUCUUAUUGGUCCUUUUUGCAGCACUGGGAGUUGCUUGUCUAUUAUGACACCUAAAUCCCUUUCAGUGCCCCUGCUUUCCAGAAUACAGUCUGUAGGUGUGAGCAAUCAUUCCUUGUUCCUAGAUGUAUAACUUUGCAUUUGGGUGUAUUAAAACACAUUUUGUUUGAAUGGGCCCAGCUUACCAAGCAAUUCAGAUUGCUUUGUAGAAAUGCUCUGUCAUUCUGACAAUCUGUAUGUCAUCAACAAAUUGUGCAAACAGUGAUUUUUAUAUUUCCAGAUCAUUGCUGAAAAUCUGGCCUAGUAGCAAUCCCUGUGGAACCCCACUAGAAAUACUUCUCUUCACUGAUAAUUUUCCACUGCCAACUACUUUUUGAGAUCUGUCAGCCAGUUUAACAUGUGCUCUAGUGAUAUUAUAUAGUGCUAUUUUUUAAUCAGAAUGUUCUUGUGCUGUACUAAGUCAAACACCUUACAAAAGGCUGUCUGAUACAUAUAUGCUGUUACCUUUAUGAACCAAAUUUUUAAUCACAACGAAGAAUGAAAUCAGAUUUGCAUGACCAGAUCUGUUUUCCAUGAAAUCAUCUUGACUGGCAUUCAUGAUAUCUCCAACCUUUAAUUCUUUAUUAAUAGAAUCCUAUUUUUAGUUUUUCCAUUAUUUUUCUUGGGAUUGUUGUCAGGCUAACCAUUCUAUAGUUAUUUGGGUCAAUCCUGUGACAUUAUCCAGGGUACAGUCUGCACUGUUGAACAGCUGUCCCCCCUAAAUUUUCCACCCUGGGAUGCCUUUUACACGGCUGUGAGAGCAACCACUCCUGGUCUGCUCACACACAGCCUCCAGCAUGUAAAUUACUUCCAGUUAUACUGUAUGAGUGCUAUGGCCAGCCAUUCAUUAAUACACUGCGAGGCAACACCAGCAAAUUCCCAGUCCCAGACUUCCCCCAGAAAUGUGUGUCUUGUACUGCCCAGCCCUCUUCUGGACAAUACAAGCUCAUAUAAAGUCUGUCAUUUAUUAAUAGGAAAUGAUAUGCACAAAUCCUGUUAUCUCAAAUGAAGUUUCCCAAACACUUGAAUCCAAGCACACUGGUUUAGAUAAGACAAUAAAACAAGUUUAUUAACUACAGAAAGAUUUUAAGUGAUUACAAGUAAUAAGGCAUAAAAGUCAGAACUGGUUACAAAGAAAUAAAAGGUAAAAUGCAACUAAUACCCAAUUUAACAAGCUAAGUGAAUUGAAAGCAAAAGUCUCUCUCGCCACAUGCUUCAGCAGUCUUACUGGCUGACUUCCUCAGUACAAAGCAGUUUCUUUGUUUCUCAGGUGUUGCAGCUGCCGUGGGUAGAGAGAAAGGGAGCAUCUGUUCCCCAUUCUGGUAUCUUUUCCUAUUCUUUGAGAAUCAUCUCCAGCUGGGGUGCAGGAAGACAGGAAGUCUGUGGGGACUGGAACCUCCAGCUGUUCCUUUGCCAAGAUGUCAGUUUCUCACUUACACCCUUUUUCCUGCCGAAGAAUGGCCACUCAACCAGGUGAUAGUCCAUUUGAUUUCAUUGACACCUGACUGAGGCAUCAGUUUGCCUUUUGUCUCUGAGGAACUAGUUUGUACCUGCUUCCCCAGAUUUGGAAUGUCUUAACAUUAUACAGGCAGUCCUCAGACUUACGAUACAAUUAGUUCCUGAAAAUCUCAUCUUAAGUUGAAAACGUCGUAACGUGAAUUUCCCAUAGGAUCAAUGUUGGAUCAAGUGUCGUAAAGUUGAACCCAACAUCUUAAAGUCGAAACACAAUGACAAUUUAUAAACGUAAGUACCAUUCGUCGUAACUCAAAUGUCAUAAAGUCGAGGACUGCCUGUACAGUAGAAUCUUAUAAAUUGUUGCCACACAUUUUGCCAGGACAGUAAUGAUCAGCAAAUUGAGUCUUCAAAUGAUACCUCACAGGACCUACUUUGUACAAAAUUUAUCAUAGUUUUGUAAAAGGGGUGAAUAUAAUGGUACAAACUGUCACACAUCCCACUUCCCCUUCUUGAAUAUUGGCAUGACAUUGGCACUCCAAUCUUCUAGAAUUUCCCUGGUAUUCUGAGAGUUAUUAAAAAAUAACCUUAAUGUGCCAGAGAUCUCAGCCAACCCUUUUAGGAUUCUUACAUGCAAGUUAUCCAGGCCUGCUGAUCAAAAAAUGUAUAUCCCUUUUAGAGGAUAUUUAACAUCCUCCUUAGUUACUAAUGGAUUGGAAAGUACUUCAUCAGCAUCAUCAUCAUUACAUCAUCCUGUUUCUUUCCAAAUACAGAACAGGAAUAUUUAAUGAACAUUUAUCCUUGCCUGCAUCAUUAACAAUUUUGUCAUCUUCAUUUAGUAAUGGGCCCGUGCCAUUGAUUGGAUUUCUUUUGUUCUUCUUCGAGUGCUUGCUCAUAUCAAUUCCAGUUAGGUGCGUGCGCGUGCCUCAUGCACGGAUGUCGGAAACUUUUUCCCUAGCAGCUAUCCGUCGGGCCGGCUGGGGAGUCCCCUGGAGUGGCGCCGAUAUGGUGCUCUAUAUAAGACCCUGCCGGCCCGACCCCCCUUCAGUUCCUUCUUACUGCCCGUGACGGUUGUUGGAACAGUGGUCUCUUGUUUAUCAAGUGUUCAGCUAAUCCCUAGCUUUCUCUUAUCUUCGUAGUUACCUGUGAUAGUUAAUUGUUGAUAGUUAUCUUAGUGUUAAGUGUAGUUUAGUGGUUAUUGUAGUGUUAAGUGUAGUUUAGUAGGGGGCAGUUCCGCCCUUCAGUGACUGCCCUGCGGGGCUCUGGGGCAUGCCGUCCCAGGGCUUCAAACCCUGCAGUUCUUGUAACAAGCCCAUGCCCACGGGUGAUCCCCAUGACUCCUGCCUUAGGUGUCUGGGGGAGGGCCAUCAGGCUGACAAGUGCAAGAUCUGCAAAGCGUUCAAGUGCCGAACAAGAAAAGAGGGAAAGCCGCCUCAAGCAACUCCUCAUGGAGUCCGCAUUGCGUCCCUCCCAAGAUGUGGGACCAAGCUCCUUGGUGCGCAGUGCUCCCCCAAUGGUACCGGCCAUGGCACCGCAAAAGAUCCUGCACCUGCCUCAGGACCAACAAUCUCCUGGGCCCCAAAGGCGUCCACUCCUGCACUGCCCUCACUCCCCAGUUGCUCAAAAAAAGCAAGCUUUGGGAGGACCCUCCAUUAGGCCAGAAGCGGUCACUGCGGCCCCAACCAAGCAAACUUUGGACCAGGCCUCUAAACCUGACAAAGCCGCUAGGCCCCGGUCUGCUCAUGCUAGUCCCGCGCCACAAGGGACUUUACAAGUGGAAGAUGUUAUAUUGCCUUUGAUUGCAGAUACCUUCGAGGCCGCCAAAGGGCUCAUCGAAAUGACAGCACCAGUGUUCCCAAUUCAAGCACUGGCUCUGGCACAAGUCCCAGUACUGGCUAGGGCAAACUGGCGAUCUCUUUGGACCAGCAUCUCCACGCCGCUCUGAGUCCCGGUGUCAUUCAGAGUCUGGGCACCGCUCCACGUACUGGUCUGACUCACAACACCGGUUAGACUCGCGGCGCUGGUCCUGCAGCCCCGACCUUCAGAGCUGUUCACGCUCAAGGUCGCCGUCGACUGCCAGAACAUGGUCCCACUCGAGGUCCAGAUCACGCUCAGCAACCUCACGACACCGUUCGGGGCACCAAUCCCCAUGCCAGCUGUCACCGCGGCACCAACCCACGAUGUGUCGCCAAUCCUCUUCACAGCACCGGUCCCCUGAGUGGCACCGGUCCCCGGAGCGGCACCACUCUUCAACAUGGCACCAGUUACGGUCACGGCCAGCAUUACAACGCCAAUCACCGUAUGACCCUCGUCCAUCAAGGGACUUGGUGCCCCCCUCGCUCCAUUCGUGCACCGCUCCCCCUUGGCCGUCACACUCCCAAUCCCCUUCCAGUAGAUCGGGUAGAGGUUCAGGGGCUUUGGACAUUCCCCAGUCGGGCCCAGGAAGCCUUGGUCAUGACCCCUCAGCGCCCCACUGGCAACCCCAGUGGCAAUUUUGGACCCCUGGGCAUAUAAUCAGGCCCAGGGCGCCCCUCUCGUUGCCUGCCCGUCGACACUAUCAGACGCCCGGCCUCCUGAGGCGACCCUCAACCGCCCUCC
Messenger RNA from Malaclemys terrapin pileata, 9255 nucleotides. RefSeq names its product zinc finger protein 384 (gene ZNF384). The record is from RefSeq and is a predicted model, not a curated record. Gene Ontology annotation, cellular component: nucleus. The transcript is spliced from 10 exons. Bases 799 to 2343 code for a protein of 514 amino acids. Gene Ontology annotation, biological process: regulation of transcription by RNA polymerase II. Gene Ontology annotation, molecular function: DNA-binding transcription factor activity, RNA polymerase II-specific; RNA polymerase II cis-regulatory region sequence-specific DNA binding. NCBI's taxonomy places the organism in Eukaryota, Metazoa, Chordata, Testudines, Emydidae.